This is a messenger RNA of Rhinolophus ferrumequinum (greater horseshoe bat), 2449 nucleotides long. RefSeq names its product solute carrier family 1 member 7 (gene SLC1A7). The transcript has 11 exons. Bases 149 to 1873 code for a protein of 574 amino acids. Gene Ontology annotation, cellular component: plasma membrane. The record is from RefSeq and is a predicted model, not a curated record. Gene Ontology annotation, molecular function: glutamate:sodium symporter activity; neutral L-amino acid transmembrane transporter activity; L-glutamate transmembrane transporter activity. NCBI's taxonomy places the organism in Eukaryota, Metazoa, Chordata, Mammalia, Chiroptera, Rhinolophidae. Gene Ontology annotation, biological process: L-glutamate transmembrane transport.
GGUAAUAGGAUUGUGGCUUCCCUCUGGGGCACCCACGCAGGCCAUGGCUGUCCGGCUGGCAACUGGUGCUUAGCAACCCUGACCACCUGCCUGCUGAGGAGCCAAAGCCUCCAGCUAGGACCCUGUGCCCCCUUCUGGCCUCACGUGCAUGGAAUGGUGCUGUGCCCCGUGCCAGCAGGCUGGGCUCACCAUGGUGCCAGGUGCCAUCCUGGCACGAGGGAAGGAUGUGUGCAAGAGGAACGGACUGCUCAUCCUGUCUGUGCUGUCUGUCACCGUGGGCUGCCUCCUCGGCUUUUUCCUGAGGACCCGACGCCUCUCACCACAGGAAAUUAGUUACUUCCAGUUCCCUGGAGAGCUCCUGAUGAGGAUGUUGAAGAUGCUGAUCCUGCCGCUGGUGGUCUCCAGUCUGAUGUCCGGCCUCGCCUCCCUGGAUGCCAAGACCUCCAGCCGCCUGGGCAUCCUCACUGUGGCGUACUACCUGUGGACCACCUUCAUGGCAGUCAUCGUGGGGAUCAUCAUGGUCUCCAUCAUCCACCCCGGGGGCGCAGCCCAGAAGGAGACCACGGAGCAGAGUGGGAAGCCCCUCAUGAGCUCAGCUGACGCCCUGCUGGACCUCAUACGGAACAUGUUCCCAGCCAACCUGGUGGAAGCCACAUUCAAACAGUACCGCACCAAGACGACGCCCAUUGUCAAGUCCCCCAAGGUGGCCUCGGAGGAAGCCCCCUCUCGGCGGAUCCUCAUCUAUGAGGUCCAGGAAGAGAAUGGCUCUCGUGUUCAGAACUUCGCCCUGGACUUGACCCCACCACCCGAGGUCAUUUACAAGUCAGAGCCAGGCGCCAGCGAUGGAAUGAACGUGCUGGGCAUCGUCAUGUUCUCUGCCACCAUGGGCAUCAUGCUGGGCCGCAUGGGUGACAGUGGGGCCCCCCUGGUCAGCUUCUGCCAGUGCCUCAAUGAGUCUGUCAUGAAGAUCGUGGCAGUUGCUGUGUGGUACUUCCCCUUUGGCAUUGUUUUCCUCAUCGCUGGCAAGAUCCUGGAGAUGGAUGACCCCACAGCUGUUGGAAAGAAGUUGGGCUACUACGCAGUCACUGUGGUGUGCGGGCUGGUGGUUCAUGGCCUCUUCAUCCUGCCGUCGCUCUACUUCUUCAUCACCAGAAAAAACCCCAUUGUCUUUAUCCGCGGCAUCCUCCAGGCCCUGCUCAUCGCACUGGCCACCUCCUCUAGCUCAGCCACACUGCCCAUCACCUUCAAGUGCCUGCUGGAGAACAACCACAUCGACCGGCGCAUUGCCCGCUUUGUGCUGCCUGUGGGGGCCACCAUCAACAUGGACGGCACUGCGCUCUACGAGGCUGUGGCCGCCAUCUUCAUCGCCCAGGUCAACAACUACGAGCUGGACUUCGGCCAGAUCAUCACUAUAAGCAUCACAGCCACUGCAGCCAGCAUCGGGGCAGCUGGCAUCCCCCAGGCCGGGCUUGUCACCAUGGUCAUCGUGCUCACCUCUGUGGGAUUGCCCACAGACGACAUCUCCAUCAUCAUUGCUGUCGACUGGGCUCUGGACCGCUUCCGCACCAUGAUUAAUGUGCUGGGUGACGCGCUGGCCGCGGGGAUCAUGGCCCACGUCUGCCGGAAGGACUUUGCUCAGGACACGGGCACCGAGAAACUGCCGCCCUGCGAAACCAAGCCGGUGAGCCUCCAGGAGAUUGUGGCAACUCAGCAGAAUGGCUGUGUGAAGAGUGUGGCUGAGGCCUCGGAGCUGACCCUGGGCCCCGCCUGUCCCCACCAUGUCCCCGUCCAGGUGGAGCAGGACGAGGAGCCAGCUGCUACCAGGCUGGACCACUGCACUAUUGAGAUUAGUGAGCUUGAGACCAAUGUCUGAGCCUGCAAAGCUGCAGAGGCCAGGGGAGCUCUCCAGGGUUGGGGCCAAGGGUAACAUCUCCACUUACUAUUUUCCUGAGCAACUGACAGGGGCCAGCGUCACAAUCAUCCCACCCUUGAAAAGCCAGAAUUAGCUCCACUUGACAGAAAAUGAGUCUCCGAGAGGGAACUCCAGCCUGAAGUGACGGGAAGCAUAGGUCAGCCCCAGCUGAGACAUUUCCACUGUGUUGGCUGUGAGGACAUCAGGCAGGGGUCCUCACUUUCUGGACAAUAGAGCUGAGGCUGACAACACUUGUCCCAGGUCUCAAAGCAAGUAAUGUCAGGGCCAGGGCUCUAACUCAAUCUUUCAAGCCCCGGCCACACCCUCCCAAUGGACAGGGGCACCUGCCGGGCCAGACGCCAAAAGAGGUUCUCCUCCUCUCCAGGUGGCCUUGGCCUUCCAAGGUCACUCAGAGCUCCCACUGCUUUCAAUGUAUGAAGACAAAACAACAGUGUCCUGGUUCUGCCCCUGCUCCACUGUGUCCUGGCCCAGGCCAGCCCUCCACCCCACCCCAUAACACAUGGCCUCAAAGAGCUC